Penicillium pulvis is the source of this 1131-nucleotide messenger RNA. RefSeq lists its product as uncharacterized. Lineage: Eukaryota; Fungi; Ascomycota; Eurotiomycetes; Eurotiales; Aspergillaceae. Bases 1 to 1131 code for a protein of 376 amino acids. The record is from RefSeq and is a predicted model, not a curated record. The transcript has 4 exons.
AUGACAGCCCAAGCCUCUGUGGGCCGGAUCGAUAAAGAAGCCUUCUUGGUCUCAACAGGCUUCUUCUUGGGGCUUACGAUCGUCGGGGUGAUUGGCCGUUUUGUGAUCCGAUUUGGUGUGCAAAGGCACCGUCUCCAGAUCGACGAUGGACUAAUUACACUGGCAUUUAUCUUUCUCCUCGCCAGUCAAAUUAUCAUAUACAACAGGGUGGUCAACCCGAUGUUCUUGAUGACAGCCGUCCAGAAUGGCGUUUCAGGUGUUCAGGCGCCUCUGGAUGCAGUGCAAAUUUCAGAAACCUACCACAGAUGGGCGGUGGCAUCCCUGAUGAUUAGCUGGUGCUCAAUCUCUGCAGUGAAGUUUUUCUUUCUUCUGUUUUUCAAGAGAUUGAUUGAUCGUUUGCGCCCUUGGCAAAUAUACUGGUGGGUUGUGUUUAUCAUCAAUGUGAUUCUCUUAUCCUUUGGAAUCACUGUCUACUACGUCAGCUGUCCCUAUUGGGGCGCCAAAGCCCUUCAAUGUGCGACUGGAAAGUAUAUGUCAAACCUUGUUCGAUACUCCGCGGCCCAAAUAUCCUUAGAUAUUGUCGGAGACCUUCUCAUCCUGGUGAUCCCUGUCGGCCUCAUCUGGAAGAUCCGGGUAGACUGGACCCAGAAACUAGCCCUGGGUAGCUCCCUCUGCCUAACCUUCGUCCUGGUCGCCCUCUCAAUAACACGAGUAGCCGGCCUGAAAUACCACAAAGAAGUCGAUCUCAUCUGGGAAACAUACUGGCAAUCGAUGAGCGCAGAGCUAGGUGUGUUUCUCGCAGCGGCGAGUGCAUUCCGGACAUUCUUCGUAUCACAAAAGCAGAAUAAGCCAUACAUCCCGACCUACAGUCAAAGGUUGAAGAGCUCUUCAAACAAGGUAUCAAUGGGAUCAGAACAGAGGAAAGCCGAUCUUCCAGAUACCUGGGCUGGAACAAGUCCUACCAUCGAUGGUUUCGAGCGUCUGGCCUCUGAUGGGAAGGAUACCAGUCAGCAAGAUGAUCCUGAGUGGCAUGCUAUGCUACCCACAGGUUCUCCACGGGGCCCUAGCCCUGUGGAAAAACUUCGUUAUCUGGAAAAGCCGAAGCCUGCUCAAUUACCAAAUUUCAUUUGA